GGGGGGAGCAGCGAGUCGGGAGCGCGCGGAGCGAAAGCGCGUGUGGCGGCGGUGCGGCCGUCAUGGAGCUGCUGAGGAAAUGGCUGGGGCACCCCGAGGACAUCUACCACCUGCUGCGCUUCAAGAUGGGCGGCUACCGCGUCGUCAUGCCGCGGAUGGACCCGGACUCGCUGGGACUCGGGCUCCGCACCUGUUACCGCUACCUCAACCAGACAAGCCGUAGCUUCGCCGCCGUCAUCCAGGCGCUGGAUGGAGAGCUGCGGCAUGCUGUCUGUAUAUUUUACCUAGUUCUCCGUGCCCUGGACACCAUAGAGGAUGACAUGACCAUCAGCUUAGACAUAAAGGUCCCGAUGCUGAUUGAGUUUCACUCUUAUCUCUAUCAACCGGAGUGGAAAUACAUGGAGAGCAAGGAGAAGCACCGGCAGGUGCUGGAGGACUUCCCAACAAUCUCCAUGGAGUUUAGGAACCUGGCAAAGGUCUACCAGGAUGUGAUUUCUGAUAUUUGUCACAAGAUGGGUGUUGGGAUGGCGGAGUUCUUGGAAAAGAAGGUGGAUUCUCAGAGUGAAUGGGAUCGGUAUUGCCACUAUGUGGCUGGGCUGGUGGGGAUAGGCCUUUCCCGACUCUUCUCUGCAUCAGAGCUGGAAGAUCCUAUUGUAGGACAGGACACAGAGCUGGCAAACUCCAUGGGCCUCUUCCUGCAAAAAACCAACAUCAUACGUGACUAUCUAGAAGACCAGCUGGAAGGAAGGGAGUUCUGGCCAAGGGAGGUUUGGAGCAGAUACACAAAGAAGCUCUCUGACCUUACCAAGCCAGAGAACAUAGAUAUGGCUGUGCAGUGUCUGAAUGAGCUCAUCACCAAUGCUCUCCGCCACGUACCUGAUGUCCUCACUUACUUGUCUCGCCUGAAAAACCAAAGUGUCUUCAACUUCUGUGCUAUCCCCCAGGUGAUGGCUAUUGCCACUCUUGCUGCCUGCUAUAAUAACAAGCAGGUGUUCAGAGGGGUAGUGAAGAUCCGGAAGGGACAAGCUGUCACUCUGAUGAUGGAUGCCACAAACAUGCAAUCUGUCAAAGCCAUCAUGUACCAGUAUGUGGAAGAGAUCUACCAGAAGAUCCCCAGCACGGACCCUUCAUCCAACAAGACGCAGCAGAUCAUCGCCUCCAUCCGUGCCAUGAGCCUGCCCAGCGGCCCCAUGGCCUCACGCCAUCACUAUUCCCCCAUCUACCUGUCCUGUGCCAUGCUCCUGGCUGCCCUCAGCUGGCAGUACCUCAGCACCAUCUCCAAGGCCACCGAAGAGUACGUCCAGGCGGGUGAGAACUGAAGAGCCAGGAGGGUGGCAGGAGUGAGAUGGUCAGUAGAUGGGCAGCAGAGGCUCCUUGUCCCCUGGUGGUGGGGAUGGCCGGGUGCCACCGGGUCCACGGGCAGUGAUGAGGAUGGGAUGCUGGUGGGGUUGGAGCAUCGGGGCGAUGGUGUGGCGUUGUCAGACCCCGCUCCUCCCCAAUCCUUCUGUCUGCACAGAUGGUUACAAAUGCCAGUUGGAGUCUUAACUGUUUGGGGUUGCAUUUUUUUUCCUCCUUUCCUGUUGGACAGUUUACCUGAUUAUCAUUA
Lagopus leucura (white-tailed ptarmigan) is the source of this 1606-nucleotide messenger RNA. RefSeq names its product farnesyl-diphosphate farnesyltransferase 1 (gene FDFT1). The record is from RefSeq and is a predicted model, not a curated record. Gene Ontology annotation, biological process: cholesterol biosynthetic process; farnesyl diphosphate metabolic process. Bases 63 to 1319 code for a protein of 418 amino acids. Gene Ontology annotation, molecular function: squalene synthase [NAD(P)H] activity. The transcript is spliced from 8 exons. Lineage: Eukaryota; Metazoa; Chordata; Aves; Galliformes; Phasianidae. Gene Ontology annotation, cellular component: endoplasmic reticulum membrane.